This is a messenger RNA of Ipomoea nil (Japanese morning glory), 504 nucleotides long. Its product is annotated as anther-specific protein LAT52-like. The transcript has a single exon. Lineage: Eukaryota; Viridiplantae; Streptophyta; Magnoliopsida; Solanales; Convolvulaceae. The record is from RefSeq and is a predicted model, not a curated record. The coding region runs from base 1 to 504 and encodes 167 amino acids.
AUGGCAAGGGUGGCUGUUGUUGCACUCAUCUCCGCUCUCUCCAUUCUGGCCCUCGCCACCACCUCCGUCCACGGCGCCCCCGCCGAGAAAUUCACCGUCCGCGGCAAGGUCUACUGCGACACCUGCCGCGUCCAGUUCCAGACCAGAAUCAGCGAGUACAUGGCGGGCGUGGUUGUGCGCUUGGACUGCAAAAACACAGACAACGAGACCGUGACCUAUAGCGCGGAAGGCGAGACGGGAGCCGACGGGAAGUAUAAUUUGAGCGUGGAUAGAGAGCACGAGAACGAUACGUGCGAGGUGACGGUGGUGAAGAGCCCCAAGGAGGAUUGCAAGGAGACGAUGGCGGGGUUGGAGAAGGCCACGGUGGUUUGCACGGAAAACGUUGGAGUGAACGGCUCCAUCCGCUAUGCUAACCCGCUCUUCUUCAUGAAAAACAAAGCUGAUGAGAGGUGCCACAAAGUCUUGGAGGAGAUCAAUUUCUCCUCUAAUGAAAACAUGAUGUGA